This is a messenger RNA of Phytomonas sp. EM1, 798 nucleotides long. Lineage: Eukaryota; Euglenozoa; Kinetoplastea; Trypanosomatida; Trypanosomatidae. The record is from the annotation of a GenBank genome assembly.
AUGUACAAAUACGUGUUUCAGGUGCCCGCAGUGAAUAGCAACGUUGGCAUGUUCUUUUCUAAAUGUUACGUCUGUCAGUGCGUCUACGGGGAAGAUAAGCGGGUGGUGGUUAAGAGGAUGCAUUCCAUUCCAUCCAACGCCUCAUUAAAGCACAGCGUGCUGGAGUUCAGUGAAGAGGACUGGUUCGACUCGUUUCAACGCAUAGCGGCGGCUUUUCUGACCUCCCCGGUGGCGGAAAACUCAAACCGCGGCGAGAUGCAUGGGCGUAAUCCCUUUUUCGACUUUUUCCAAGAUCACGGUGCGACCUUUUGGGCCAUUGAAAAUGGUAGUGUCGCGACACCCAUGCAGCUGGAUGUGGUCUACAUAUAUGUGAAUCUCGAUGCUCCAUGCUUUAAGCGGUAUUUGGACAUGUGCAAGGUCCCUUAUACAGCUGGGCGGUAUAACAAUUCGCAGGAGCUUCGGUACUCCUUGAGGGCAUUGUUGGAAUACGCCUUGCACAGCAGCUCCUUGCAGCAGUAUGGCAACCUCUUUAAGGAUCAGCAGGAGGAGGACCGGGAGACUCUGGAAGCAGUGGGAUACCGAGUCCAGAUGCGUGGUGGUGAGGAUAGACUCCAGCGUAGCCCUCUGAUUCGUCGCGUGUAUUUGGUGCUUUCCGACCGCGACCAGGUGUCGGUGUGGCUGAACGUUGAGGCGUUCACCAUGCUUCGGAUUAUCACACACGCGGAACUGUUUCCUGACCCCAGGAAAGAGCCGGGCAUCCUUCCGACCUUGAACUCCAAUGCCAUUGAAUCUGGUUGA